Molecule: messenger RNA, 3420 nt
Organism: Populus trichocarpa (black cottonwood)
Lineage: Eukaryota; Viridiplantae; Streptophyta; Magnoliopsida; Malpighiales; Salicaceae
Product: DUF724 domain-containing protein 1
Exons: 3
Coding region: 201-1385 (394 amino acids)
Source: RefSeq, a predicted model, not a curated record
CUGAUUAUAUAACUUUUAAGUUAAAUAAGAAUUCUGAAAACCCUAAUCAUUCGGCUUCACCAUUCAAACACAAACACAAACAACAAACAAAAUCUCAAUUUCUUUUUUUGUUUUAAAAAAGAAAGAAAUCCGAAAGCAGAAGAAAACAAACUCUGCGAAAAAGGUUGGUAGAAUCUUGUCGGUAUUUUAAUUUAGCCAUCAUGAGAUUCAAGGCAGGUAUGAAAGUGGAGGUAUUAAGCAAAACGGAGGUUGCAACGGGUUCUUGGCUUUGUGCCGAGAUAAUCUCUGGGAAUGGGCACACGUACAGUGUGAAGUAUGGCUGGUUUCCAAUGAAUAAUGAUGCAGAGGCAGUUGUGGAGAGGGUGCCUAGGAAGGCAAUUAGGCCUUGCUCGCCACCGAUGGCGGGGGAUGAUCAUUGGGUCCCUGGGGAUCUUGUUGAAGUGUUCCACAAUUCUGCUUGGAAGACAGCAAUAGUAAUGGAAGUUAUGGGUGAUAAAAGCUUUUUUGUUAGGUUACUUGGAUUGUGUGGAGAAUUCAUUGUCCAUAAAUCUCAUUUAAGAGUUCGACAGUGCUGGCAAGAUGGCAAAUGGAUUGUCAUGAGGAAGGGUUUGGAGAAUUAUUGUGUGCCUAUGGGAAAAGGACUACCGGAUACAGGGAUACACCUGGCUGCUGACGAUGAUUGCUUUCCAGUGGAGAAAAUUUUUGAAGUGCGAAGGCGCCCUAUGGUUUCCUCUAGAACAUUGAAGAGAAGGUCAACAUUUGGCAGUGAUCUUGAAACAUAUCCAGUUACUGCUCAAAAGAAGAGACUGAUUGAAAAAAAUGGUAGUCAUGAACAAAUUUGUUCAGCUUAUCCAUCUCCUACUUUUGAAAAGGUAGACACGCUUAUUUAUCCAAAUGAAAUAUUGGGUGAGAAUUAUGUGCACUCUUCCUUUCAUGUUGGAAAAGUUGAGCUCUCUAAAAUGGAUGUAGGUAGGAAUAAUGAUGGUAGUCUUGUAGAAUCCUCAAUAUCUGUUGACACUGAUAGUUGUAUGUCCUCCGUUGGUAGUUGUAGUGCUGUAGGCAGCUAUGGUCACAACUUGCCUUGUCCAAACCUAUGUGAUAAAAAUUUAGAGGAUUUGCAUAGUGAUGCUGAAUCAUCAAAUGGAUCAGAAUAUGAGAUAAAAGAUUCCCCAUCCUAUGAUGAGAAAUUUGGAGUUGAAGUGCAUAGGUCAAAAUUACAUGCCUAUUGUUCUACUGUUGAGGCAUUGUAUAGUGCAGGGCCUUUGAGUUGGGAAGAUGAAGAAAAUUUGACAAGCCUACGUGAUGAGCUCCACAUUUCAGAUGAUGAACACUUGAUGGUGUUAAGAAAUUUGACAUCUGUUAAUAGUAGGAUUGUUAGUAGGUGAUUUUAGGAUUUUGUCCAUCACCCAAACAUUAUACUGUAACUUUUCUUUGACAAUGCGUUGUAGAGUCCAUGGAUAAGAUGUGUAGCUUCUCGACAUGUAUAUCUUUUCUGGUUAUUUUGCAAUGCCUCCCUCCCCUUCCUUCCUUUUUUUUUGUAUCCAGUUCUCUGAACCAGAACAGUCACUCAAGGAAUUGUUUAUAUUUGAUCUUUUUCAAUUUUUUAGGCAACAACGAACUUGAAAUUGACUACAGUUUUAUUAGAAGUAAACUAAGACUUUGUGUUCUUGAACUGGGUAAUUUUGAGUGGGUUAUUCAAUUAUAGAAAACAUGGUACAAAAAUCUGUCAUUGUCUGAACAUGUGUGGGAAGAAGAUUUUUUUGUCUUUUGCGUUGUGAAUCUAUAUAUUCUCUACAACUUUUCUGAAAGAUCAUUCACAUCCAUGUAUUUUCCAGCAGCACAUGGAUUUUGAGUUGACUAAUAUGCUGAUGCUUUGUCGGAACGGCUCAUGGCCAAUAUUGAGGGGUUGCAUUCCUUGUUUCUAAAAGUCUCAAGAUGAUGAUGCAUAAAGUUUACUGCCAUGCUUGGUAGGCUAUGGGGCAAUAUCUACACCUGAUUCCUGACUGGCUCAUGUCUGGCUGACUUGGCCAUGGGUGUGAGUUUUUGAUUAACUUUUUAAUGCUUGAUCAUAUCUAGCCAUCUUUUUCAUAAUUUUGUUUUCUCCUCUCUAAAUGGGUUUUUUUGAUUGAAAUUUUAAAAUAUAAGGUCAACUUUGAUCAGUUAAUUCUACCAAAUUUCAGGUGGUCAAGGUCCAAGGGUAAGUGAAAGUCCUUUCCUCCUUAAUAAAUGCAGUGAUCUAUACGAGGAUGUUUGUGUGUUCACAGAUAUUUUGGAUUUUCAGGUGUUCUUAUGUUGAAGAAAAUAUCUAACACCAACAAAUUGAUUUUGUUAAUGUGGUCAUUUAUGGUUGUUCGAGUGUAAGUGGCCUUGAUUGAUAAUUAGGUGAAACUAUUAUGCAGAUUGUUGUGGGAGAGUGAUUUUAUUGGAAAUUUUUAGUAGUGUUAUUGAAAUUUAAUGUUUCUGGAUGAUUAAAUCUUUUAAAUGACUUAAUAGUCUUUUUAAUGGGUGAAAGAACUCACUUACCAGAACAGAACCUUUCUGAAAGGAUCGUUAUUUCUUAGAAAGUCCUUCAAGUGCAAAGUUCAACACACAAUAUAAAUGAAGCUGUUUGAUGUGGCAUUUCCUUGCCAAUUGCCUAUAAUGUGGUGCGUAGAUGACAUUUCAAACUUGAAACAAAUCAUAGUUCAGGAAUAUGCAUUCUGUGCUUGCUUUAUAAAUGAAGCGAUGCUUUAUUGCAUCACAUUGCUCUAGAAUUCUAUGACUCAACAAAUUAUUAUAAGUUGCUGUUGAUUUUAUGCUUCCUCUGAUGGAGGUUGGGGUAUUAGCUGGUAGCAACAUUCAUAAUAUGUCCUGACAUGCUAUGUCCAUGUUCAUUUGUAUGACGAACAAGUAUUCAUUGUAGAUGGAUGUUGCCAUGGUUAAGGGAAAUCAUGCCCGUCAUUGCCUCUGGUAAUUCCUUUAAUAUGGCAUGUCUGAAAGUUGAUUAGUAAAGCCAUUACUUAUUCAAGUUCAUGUUUGUUUGCAUGACAAACAAGGAUUCAUUGAAGAUGGAUGUAGCGGUGGUCAAAGGAAAUCAUGCCUUGCCUCCGGUGGUUCCUUUGAUAUGGUGUUUCUGUAAGUUGAUUAGUAAUGCUAUUACCUCUUCAACUUCCGUUUUCUGGAGUCGAGUUUCUAUUUAUGGUUUCCCAUAUUGGCGUCGUGUUGUGGCGUUAAUGGGGAUGCCAAAAGCAAGGUUUUGCAGCCCAUGUGAUGUCAACUUUGGAAGCAGCUCAAUAGAUAUUCAAAAUCUUGAGAAUUAUCAACUUUCAAUUCUUUGUAAAAUCUAAACUGCAAUGCCACUCGCAUGGCUAUAAAUAACCAUGUCAUGAUAUAGAUUGAAUCAUUGGAUAUAUAUAAUCUUAUUUUAUUUGGAAAGUUUAA